UUCCUGGAGCUGUUCCUGCAGCCGGCAGUUAAGCACUACAUGGUUGGACACAGCGUCACUUACUACGUCUUCACCGACCAGCUGGUUGCUGUGUCCCGUGUGCCAAUCUGGGAGGGCUGCAGGGUGGUGGUCGUCGAAGUCCGUGGCGUCCUUCACUGGCAGGAUGUGUCCGUGCGGCACAUAGCGAUGCUCAGCCGCUUCUGCGAGCAGCGCUUCAUCUGUGACAUGGAAGACCUGGUGUUCGUGGACGUGGAUUUGAGAAUGAAGUUCUGGGACCAUGUGGGCAUGGAGAUCUUGUCCCCCCUCUGUGGCACCCCACACCCCGGUUUCUACUGGGCAGCCACUGAGGACAUUAGC
Messenger RNA from Callorhinus ursinus (northern fur seal), 357 nucleotides. Lineage: Eukaryota; Metazoa; Chordata; Mammalia; Carnivora; Otariidae. The record is from RefSeq and is a predicted model, not a curated record.